Messenger RNA from Symbiodinium sp. CCMP2456, 645 nucleotides. The record is from the annotation of a GenBank genome assembly. NCBI's taxonomy places the organism in Eukaryota, Dinophyceae, Suessiales, Symbiodiniaceae.
AUGGCUGCCAACUGGGAUGAUGCUCCCUGGUCAUGGAAUGACGACACUGGGGUUUGGGAGCAAAAGGUGGAUGGAUGGACCCGUGUAUGGGGUGGUGAAUGGAGACGCAGGGCGUCUCCAAAAGCCAAGGCCAAGGCCAAGGGCUCGGCGAAGCGACGACCUGGAAGUAAUAGGGGGCCCAGCCAGAACACCCGGGAGGCCGAGCGACACAGGGCGGACCACAACCUUUUGAGGCAGUGCCAGGAGAACCUCAGAAGGAUGGAGGAAAGCCUCCAGCUGAGCCAAGGAGAAGUGUGGACACUGGAGCUUCAACGUGACCAGCUCCAGGAGAGUCUCUCCGGCACGGAGGGAAGGUCGGCAAGGCUUCUCAGGGAUAUCGCAAAGGUCAUGCGAGAGAAGUCCGACCUGGAGGCUCAGCUCAAGCAGUCCUUGGACGCGCACCAGAAGGCCAAGGACAUGCACAGCAAGGCCCUUCAGGACCAGGAGAAAAGAUGGAAGGCCGAGGUGAGCAGGCUGGAGAAAGAGCGGGUUCGCGACGAGGAGGCGGUUCGUGGUCUGAAACGAGACCACGAAAACUUCAAGCUCGUGAUGGAGCGCAAGCUCAACAAGGCCACAUCAGAGCUGACAGAGGAGCGGGCCGAGAAG